UCCUCUGAUAGGAGGAGUUUCUUGGCCAAUGACAGGGCCCGAAAAGGAGAAGACCUUUUGGCGGCGACGGGAAAGGAGAUGCUGUUUACCCAGAAGGCAAUGCGCGCGUGCGAGGGAAAGGUUGAAGGGGCGUCGUGUCCGCGGAGGGCUUCAUGGAGGCGGGAGAGGUCUCGGGUAUGCAGUCUACUAAAGUGAUCAAGCCUUUAGACCGUAAAUCGGUUCACCAGAUCUGUGCUGGGCAGGUGGUGCUGAGUUUGUCUACUGCGGUGAAAGAGCUGGUGGAAAACAGCAUAGAUGCUGGUGCUACCAGUAUUGAAGUGAAGCUUAAAGAAUAUGGGGCAGAUCUUAUUGAAGUUUCUGAUAAUGGCUGUGGUGUAGAAGAAGAAAACUUUGCAGGCUUGACUCUGAAGUAUUAUACUUCCAAAAUACAAGACUUCUCUGAUCUCACACGUGUUGAAACAUUUGGCUUUCGAGGUGAAGCGCUCAGCUCUCUGUGUGCAUUAAGUGAUGUUUCUAUUUUGACUUGCCACAAGUCUGUGAAGGUUGGAACACGUCUUGUGUUUGAUCACAAUGGGAAAAUCACUUCAAGAACCCCUUAUCCUCGACAGCAGGGGACGACUGUCACUGUGCAGCAGUUGUUCUAUAACCUGCCAGUACGGCAUAAGGAGUUUCAGCGUAACAUCAAAAAGGAGUAUGCGAAAAUGGUUCAGGUGCUGCAAGCGUACUGUAUCAUUUUGACAGGUGUUCGAAUUAAGUGUACCAAUCAGGUUGGCCAAGGCAAGAAGCAGCUUGUGGUGGGCACCAGCGGGAGCCUCUCCUUGAAGGAUAAUAUUGGGUCAAUAUUUGGACAAAAACAGCUGCAAAGCUUGAUUCCUUUUGUCCAGCUGCCUCCUUGUGACACCGUCUGUGAAGAGUACAGCUUGACUUCUGCUGAUAGGCUAACCAAUCCUUAUAUUAUCACAGGCUUUGUUUCCCGUUGUGAUUAUGGUGUCGGGAGGAGUACGACAGACAGGCAAUUCUUCUUUAUUAACCAGAGGCCAUGUGACCCAACAAAAGUUUCCAAAGUUGUGAACGAAGUGUACCACAUGUACAAUAGACACCAGUAUCCCUUUAUUGUUCUCAACAUAUGUACAGAUUCCGGAAGUGUUGACAUCAAUGUGACACCUGACAAAAGGCAAAUAAUGCUGCAGGAAGAAAAAUUUCUGUUGGCAGUUCUGAAAACUUCUUUAAUGGGGAUGUUUGGCAGUGAUGUUAACAAGCUUGUCAUCAGUCAGAAGCUGCCAGAUGCCAAAGGAAACUUUAAGCCAGGACUUCAAGAUGAGAUGGAAAUGCCUUGCUUGGAAAUGCCUAGUUCCUCAUCCCCAAAUCCAAAAAGUGCAAUGACUUUAGCUAAGCUUAGAGAGUCUUUCUGUCUCCGUCAAGAGACAGAGACUAGAGUUAAGAGUUUUGAAAAUACCAAGCAGCAGUGCAGUUCCCCAGAACAGAGAAAACUACUGACAUUUUUUGGAGUUUUGGGAUCUCCAAAUAAGGAGACUGGUUCUGGGAAGAAAUCUUCACGUGGAACUCAUACAGAUUCAAACAAGUCCCCGCUUCCUGAUGGAAAUGUUACGAAAUUAGCAGGAGAGAUGGACUCUGGAUGCAGUAGUACUUCUGCAGAAUCUGAUGUGGGUUUGAGCACUCCCGAGCUCGGUCAUUGCUUUAGUAGUGAAAAUGCAAUCAGUUCCCUUGAUGAAAAAUCUCAUGUUUCCAAAGUAGAUCUUCAAAAGGAAGUUCUUGAAACUAAGGGACAAACACAGAGUUCAGAAUGUGAUUUAAACCAAAGCAAAAAGCAUGAAUUAGCCCUGGAGGUCACCUCUUCUUCCCCAGAUGUGAAGCGUCGGAAGAUCACUCCACCUCUGUUUAGGGUAGGAAGUUCACCAGAGAGGAAUGAUGCUCAGAACUGUGCUGUUUUGUCACAGUAUGAUGAACCUCUGGAAGUGGAAAAGAAAAUCACAAUGCUGGAGUUUUCCAUGAGUUUGUUGACGGACGGGGUGAAAAAACUAAUCCAGCAACAACAGGAGAAGGCUGAAGUGAUGAAUUACAGGAAAUUCAGAGCAAAAAUUAGCCCUGGGGAAAAUAAAUCGGCAGAGAAUGAAUUAAGAAAAGAAAUAAGUAAAGAGAUGUUUGCCAAAAUGGACAUCAUCGGUCAAUUCAACUUAGGAUUUAUAAUAACUAAAUUGAACUCUGACCUCUUCAUCAUUGACCAGCAUGCUUCAGACGAAAAGUACAACUUUGAGAUGUUGCAGCAGCAUACCUUUCUACAAGGACAAAAACUGAUUGCACCUCAGAACCUUAAUUUAACUGCUGUCAAUGAGAAUGUGUUGAUGGAAAAUCUGGAGAUCUUUAGAAAAAAUGGGUUUGAUUUUGUCAUUGAUGAAGGAGCACCUGUAACUCAAAGAGUGAAGCUUAUUUCAUUGCCGACAAGCAAAAACUGGACUUUUGGCCCACAAGAUAUAGAGGAACUGAUUUUCAUGCUGAGCGAUUGCCCUGGGGUGAUGUGCAGGCCUUCUCGAGUGAGGCAGAUGUUUGCUUCUCGAGCAUGUAGAAAGUCAAUCAUGAUUGGAACAGCACUGAAUAUAAAGGAGAUGAAGAAAGUGGUCACCCACAUGGGUGAGAUUGAGCACCCUUGGAACUGUCCACAUGGAAGGCCAACCAUAAGGCAUAUAGCCAACCUAGAUCUUCUUUCACAAGAAUAGCAAGCCUUUAUCUGCCUUUAAAAACAUUUAUUUCAUUGUGACUAAUUUUGGAAUUCCCAUUGAUCAUGAUUGUUUCCCCAAGGCUAAAGCUUAACCCUCCAUUUUGUGUAGCUAAUUUUAUUUUUUUAAGAUGCUUUAUUUUAAAGGCAGCCAUAUCUUGCAAUGGGUAUGCAGUUGUAUGUGUGAAAGAUCAAUGUUCUGUUCCCUUAUCCUCUCAGCAGUGUGCCAGCAUAAUCACGGGAUUUUCAGACCCAUGUCUGUGUGGCUCAGGGUCCCCAGUCUAGCUCAAAGUCUUAUCCCUUGCAUUAGGGUAAAAGAGCUUUUAUCCAAGUCUGUCUGCAAGAGUAUGAUCCUAUGCUUCUCUUUGUGGCCAGAAGAUCUGGAAAUGCUCAUUUUGCUGGGUCCAGCACCAGCUCAAUCUAUAUUGCAGCAUUGUGUGAAAAUUUAAUUUUACUUCCUUCAUUUUGUAUUAUCUUGUACUAAGAAUGUUGGGUGGAUGAGGGGCUGUGAGUCUUCUUCCCCAUUCCACUUCCUUUUCCUCUUUGUAAGUGCUGUGAGGAAAAGGGGCUGAGGCUGGAAAUAUGGGGGCAGGGAGUGAGAAGAAAUAUGCAGCUCUAUCCCAAAAUUCUGGGACAGGGGGACACCGUUGUACUCCGCUGUUGAAGGCUUUCUAGGAUCAUCCUCUUGAAUUCUUACGAACUCAAACCUGUUGAGCAUGUCCCAACUGUAAAGGACAGAUCCAUUUGUCUUCUAGACAGGAGCAGGUUCUUUGUAUUAGAUAACAAGAUGUAAAUCGUCUCCUAUCAAAUCUUGUGUAUGUGGGUGGUGUUUUUAGUUUCAUUAAAAAUAUUUUUUUUACAUGGAA
This is a messenger RNA of Heteronotia binoei (common prickly gecko), 3600 nucleotides long. It is a transcript of the gene PMS2, whose product is annotated as PMS1 homolog 2, mismatch repair system component. Gene Ontology annotation, biological process: mismatch repair. The coding region runs from base 153 to 2735 and encodes 860 amino acids. NCBI's taxonomy places the organism in Eukaryota, Metazoa, Chordata, Lepidosauria, Squamata, Gekkonidae. Gene Ontology annotation, molecular function: mismatched DNA binding; ATP binding; ATP-dependent DNA damage sensor activity. Gene Ontology annotation, cellular component: MutLalpha complex. The transcript is spliced from 15 exons. The record is from RefSeq and is a predicted model, not a curated record.